This is a messenger RNA of Haliaeetus leucocephalus (bald eagle), 823 nucleotides long. RefSeq names its product mitochondrial ribosomal protein S6 (gene MRPS6). Gene Ontology annotation, biological process: translation. Gene Ontology annotation, molecular function: structural constituent of ribosome; small ribosomal subunit rRNA binding. The coding region runs from base 8 to 373 and encodes 121 amino acids. Lineage: Eukaryota; Metazoa; Chordata; Aves; Accipitriformes; Accipitridae. The record is from RefSeq and is a predicted model, not a curated record. The transcript has 3 exons. Gene Ontology annotation, cellular component: ribosome; mitochondrial small ribosomal subunit.
CUCUAAGAUGCCCCGCUAUGAACUGGCUUUGAUCCUGAAAGCCAUGCAGAGGCCUGAGACUGCAGCUGUGCUGAAGCGCACUGUUGAGGCUCUUAUGGAGAGAGGAGCCAUUGUGAGGAACCUAGAAAACCUGGGAGAAAGGUCUCUACCUUACAAAAUCUCCAAGCACAAGGAGCGCCACAGAAGAGGAGGGUAUUUUUUGAUAGACUUAGAGGGCCCACCUUCGAUUGUAUCGACCAUGAUGGAUCAUUUAGGACGUGAUAUUGAUGUAAUUAGACGUGCUUUUAUAAAGCAUCCUGUAUUAAAGACAGAAGAAUGCAGUGGCAUAAUUCCAGUCAACUAUGAAGAUAAACUAAUUGCGAAGAAGAAGUGAAUAUUCCAAAUAGCACGUUUGAAACUUUUUAAAAACCUUUUUAUUCCUACUUCUGCAAAAAAUUGUGAUAACUAAUGUCCAUCAAAACCAAUCAGUUUUGGCCAUGUUUUGUGUGUGGUAUAGUACACUAUCUUAAGUUAUUGUAACAUUUGAGGUUUCUUUUUGUUUAAAAUAAUUGGAAUAGACUUAAUCUGUAUGCUUAUCUUGAUAUCUGACAACUUGAAAAUUGAUUUUCUUCUCUUCGCGCAUUACAUUGAUAAUGAAGAUUUAUCCAUCAUCAGAAUGCUAAAAAUAGCAUUCUUUUGCAAAGACAGAUUACUUCAGAAUAUGUAUAUUUACAUAAGAGAUUAAGAAGUCUACAGUGUAAAUAUAGCAGUAUAGGAUGUGAUUUGUUGGAGUUUUUUUGAUUGUUGGAGGUGGGGUUUUUUGGUUUUGGAAAAAGAUAAUAAA